Molecule: messenger RNA, 1086 nt
Organism: Cylindrotheca closterium
Lineage: Eukaryota; Bacillariophyta; Bacillariophyceae; Bacillariales; Bacillariaceae
Source: the annotation of a GenBank genome assembly
AUGAGAAACUGGGCUGAUCAUUGUUCAUCGGAUGAGGAAUCUCUCACAGAAGAAGUUGAAGCUGAAUUGGCGAGCCCCCAGUUGAACGAUGGGGUUCAACAAGAAGAGCAAAUAGCCGCAGAUCCAGAACCAGAGCACGUGGAACCAGAGCUCGCGGAAUCCAAAGUCCAAGAAGGACCACCACCACCAGUUGAGAAAAAGUAUGACUUUCCUAGUCAGCCACCUUUCACUGCCUUCAUUGGAAAUCUAGCCUACUCAUUAGACGAUGGGGACAAGCUGAAGGAUGCACUGGCUGAUUUGAUUGAUAAUCGUUUGGGCCCAGGAAAAAUCAACGUGCUUAAUGGACGGAUUGCAACUGAUAGAAGCAAUGGAAGACACCGUGGAUUCGGCUACGUCGAAGUUGAGACAGUGGAUCAGCUGAAACUUUUGAUGGAGAUCAACGAUGGUCAAUCUCAGCUUGCAGGACGCAAUAUUCAGCUGGAUACCGCCAGCGCUCGGCGAGACAACAACAUCAGAAGAAACAAUAACAGAAAUGACAAAGGAUCGUUUGGAGGAUCAUUCAACGUUGAUGGCGCAAAAUUCAGAGGUGGGCGUUUCGGGGGCAAAGGAGGACACGACGACAAUGAUGCACCACCUGCUCAGCGUACUACCCUGAAGCUUGCUCCACGAUCGAAAACACGUGGUGAAGGGGAGGGGCGCGGUUCAUCGUCCGGUGUCUUUGGCGGAGCCAAGGCCAGAGAUGAAGGGGCUUGGGAACACAAGAAACUUGAAGGAGGUGACCGACGACCACAUAAGGGCCGUGGGGGUGGCAGAGGAGGAAGGGGACGAAACGACGGUGCUCAUGGUGGCCGAAACGACGCUGGUCGUGGUGGCCGAAACGACGCUGGUCGUGGCGGCAACAAGAAUAAAAAGAACAACAACCGACGUGACGGAAAACCUCAAGAAUCGGAGCCAAAGGGAGAGAAGCCCAAGCCUGCUGUAAAAGCUCCUGCCACCAAGCCAGAGCCAGCCAAGUCUGUCCCACCCGCGAAGAAGGCCGCCCCUGUCAAUAAGUUUGCCUUGUUGAUGGAUUCUGACUCCGACUAG